AUGCAAGCUACCAGCGAACUUCGGCGUACUGAUAGGCGUGCUAUUGACCCACGACACCUUUUAUACAUCGCUGCUAAAAUCAUGAGGUUGAGAGUUAGACAAGGUACUUCAAUUACGAAAGAGUUUUGGUCAGAUCGCAAAAAAGAUGUUUUUGCAAUGAUUAGGCAAUUAAGGCCACCAACUGCUUUUAUGACUCUCAGCGCCAAUGAAACUGGCUGGGAAAAUAUGUUGAAAUUAUUUUACAAAUUGAAAAACGAGGGAAUGGAACUUUCAGACGAGUUUUCAGCAGAAAUGAGUUAUGUGCAUAAAGCUCAACUUGUGAAUGAAGAUGCCGUAACUUGUGCUAUCUAUUUUAAUAAAAUGGUAAAUUGUCUGUUAAAAAUUUUGCAAUUAAAGAAAAGAAGUCCAUUCGGAAAAUAUAGAGUAAUACAUUAUUUCAAAAGAAUAGAAUUUCAACAUCGUGGUAGCCCACAUGCUCAUAUUCUUCUUUGGUUGGACAAUGUUCCUGAAGAUUUAUUAAGUAAUGAUCCCGAAGUAAUUAAAUUAAUCGACGAAUUAGUUUCUGUGUCAGCGUCAGAGGCGUCUGGAAAUAUAAAACUAGUAACACACAAACACACAUUUCCGUGUUAUAAAAAAAUGGAUCCUAAUAAAAAACAAGAAUGUCGAUUUGGUGAACCAUUUAUGCCUACAAAAAAAAACUAUUAA
This is a messenger RNA of Parnassius apollo (apollo), 705 nucleotides long. NCBI's taxonomy places the organism in Eukaryota, Metazoa, Arthropoda, Insecta, Lepidoptera, Papilionidae. The record is from the annotation of a GenBank genome assembly.